This is a messenger RNA of Fusarium sp. VM40, 11511 nucleotides long. The record is from the annotation of a GenBank genome assembly. Lineage: Eukaryota; Fungi; Ascomycota; Sordariomycetes; Hypocreales; Nectriaceae.
AUGUCGGGCACCACUAUAGAUGAUGUCGUAAAGCGACUAAGCACUGUCGAUAUCGAUGUUCGACUCAAGCUGGAAGCCGCAACGACGUUGCGCGAUAGUCUGGAUCACUACACCAGCGGUCAAAUAUACCCCCCCUUUCUCAAGAGGUUGAUGCCCAUCUUCAUGAGCAUCUUAAGGGGACCAUGCACUUUCCAAAGCAACUCACCAGAACAGAAACUUCGAAUGGCCAUCCUCGAAGUCAUCCACCGAUUACCUACCCAAUCCACCCCUGCCGAACCAUUCGAAUCAUACGCCGAAGAGACAGUCGACCUGUUAAUGCAGCUUGUACGAACGGACAACGAAGAGAACGCGACAAUAUGUGUCAAGAUCAUAUCAGAUAUUAUGCGCCAUCAGCACAAGGUUCUGCAGGGCAAGGUGCAGCAAUUUCUUACUCUGAUACAAGAACUCUUUGAGCAGAUGGAGAAGGUCGUCCGAGAACAACUUGACAAUGCUCCCCACAAUGCGCCGUCACAACCUGGCGCACCCUCAACACCUGGCAACUCGCAGACGAAUUUCCAGUCCCCACGUCCUGGCUCGCCAGUCGCCUCUGUCAACGACCUCGGAGCUGACCCGCAGCAACAAAAUCGUCCACUCCUGAAGGGCAUGCAGUCUUUCAAGGUUCUUUCCGAAUGUCCUAUUAUCGUGGUAUCAAUAUUCCAGGUGUAUCGAAACACGGUGCAGCAAAAUGUUAGGAAAUUCGUCCCUCUCAUCCAGAACGUGCUCUGUCUCCAGGCUUCAGCUCAACAGCAAGCACAUGCCGAUGCUGCCGCGAAAGGAACGAUUCAUACUGGAGUUAGUCCCGCUAUCAAAAACCGGGUAGCCUUCGCCGACUUCAUUACCGCUCAAGUCAAGACAAUGAGCUUCUUGGCUUACCUGCUCCGUCAAUACGCCUCACACCUGAACGACUUCCUACCUCGACUACCCGACAUCGUCUUGCGUCUUUUGAAAGAUUGCCCUAGGGAGAAAUCUGGCACACGGAAGGAACUAAUUGUUGCCAUUCGCCAUAUUAUUAAUUACAACUUCCGCAAAAUCUUUAUUCCCAAGAUCGACGAGCUGCUGGAUGAGCGAACUCUCACCGGUGAUGGACUGACAGUACAUGAGACUAUGCGACCCUUGGCUUAUAGUAUGCUUGCGGAUCUGAUCCAUCAUGUACGGGACUCUCUGAAGCCGGAGCAGAUUAGGAAGACCGUCGAGGUCUACACCAGAAAUCUCCAGGAUAAUUUCCCCGGUACAAGCUUCCAGACCAUGAGUGCCAAGCUCCUCCUGAACAUGGCCGAAUGCAUUGCGAAACUUCCCAACAAGGUUGAUGCGCGACAUUAUCUGAUCAUGAUCCUGAAUGCUAUUGCCGACAAGUUUGCUGCCAUGAACAGACAAUACCCCAAUGCUGUUAAGCUCUCAGCGUUAUAUCGCGAACAGAUGGAGGCUGGCACGCCCGAGACCUACCUGGCCGACAAGGACAGCCCACCUGAUUGGGACGAGACCGACAUUUUCUCAGCAGUUCCCAUCAAGACCUCCAACCCCCGAGACCGAGGUGCUGAUCCUGUGGUUGACAACAAGUUCCUCUUCCGAAAUUUGAUGACAGGCCUUAAGAACACAUUUUACCAAUUGAGGACGUGUAACGUUGGGUCACCAAUCGAUGCCCAGAAUGCACCUGCACACUGGCAGGAUGUAUCCUACGGAUUCACCGCUGAGGAGGUCAAGGUUAUCAUCAAACUUUUCCGUGAAGGCGCCUAUGUGUUCAGAUAUUACGAGAUCGAGAAGCCAGCUGCUGAGUCUCAAUACAUGUCUCCGGUGGAGUACAUGGCCAACUUUUACAUGGUGUCGUGUAGCAAGGAAGAGAAGGACUUGCUUGAAACCUUCGCCACUGUCUUUCAUGCCAUUGAUCCUGCCACCUUUCAUGAGGUGUUCCAGCAGGAGAUCCCGCGUCUUUACGAUAUGAUUUUUGAACAUACAGCGUUGUUACAUAUCCCCCAAUUCUUCCUCGCUAGCGAAGCGACUUCCCCUAGCUUUUGCGGUAUGCUUCUGCAGUUUCUCAUGGAGCGUAUUGACCAGGUCGGGUCUGCCGAUGUCAAGAAAUCAUCCAUUUUGUUGAGGCUCUUUAAGUUGGCUUUCAUGGCCGUCACCCUGUUCGCCAAUCAGAAUGAACAGGUUCUCUUACCGCAUGUCGUCAACAUUGUUACAAAGUCUAUCGAGCUGUCGACAAAAGCAGAAGAGCCUAUGAAUUACUUCUUGCUUCUACGCUCGCUAUUCCGCAGCAUCGGUGGCGGUAAAUUCGAGCAGCUCUACAAGCAAAUUCUACCUUUGCUUGAGAUGCUUCUGGAUGUACUGAACAACCUGUUGAUGGCUGCUCGAAAGCCGUCUGAGCGUGACUUGUAUGUGGAACUCUGCCUCACAGUUCCGGCACGACUGAGCCAUCUGUUGCCGCACCUGAGCUUCCUGAUGCGCCCACUUGUCGUUGCACUACGAGCAGGAACAGACCUUGUCGGGCAAGGAUUGCGAACCCUCGAGCUUUGUGUCGACAACCUCACAGCCGAUUAUCUUGAUCCUAUCAUGGCGCCUGUUAUUGAUGAAUUGAUGACUGCUUUGUUUGACCAUCUCAAGCCUCAUCCUUACAGCCACUUCCACGCCCACACUACCAUGAGAAUUCUUGGUAAGCUAGGCGGCAGAAACAGAAAGUUUAUGACUGGAGCUGUUCCGCUGGCUUACAGAGAGUAUGCCGAUGAUCCUUCAAGUUUCGAUGUGCGCCUGUUGGGCUCCAAGAAGGAUAGGGCUUUCCCUGCUGAUAUGGGCAUUGACUUCGCCAUUCAGAAGUUGAUGGAGUUUCCAAAGGCAACCAAGAACAACCAUAGCAAGCAGUUUGAUGGUUACUAUAAGAAACAAGCGCUGCACCUCAUUAAAUCUCAACUUAAGCUCCGUAUCGGUUACGACCAGCUUCCGGAUGACCUUCCUCGUCUACUGCGACUCCAGGCCGAGGAUUUGAUUGCACGGAGGUACGAGAUCAAUUCCACCAAUUUUGAGGUUUCGGAUCGUGAGCGGUCGAUCCCGAAGAAAGAGAGCGAAGACGUAGUCGUCAAGCAGCUCCUCAAGGCAGUCAUGUUUGCCCAUUCUUUCCCUGAAUUCAAGGACGAAGCCAGCGCUUUCCUGUUGAACCUCUGCAAGCACUUUGCAAUAAUUGAGAUCGGAAGAGCUUUGGUGGAUCUGAAGCGCAACUAUAGCCCCUUCGAUCCUAAUGCCGGCGAAGGCCUCUUGCAUAUCGAUACGCGCAACCUGUCAGAUGCGAUCGUGGAGUCUUUGGCCUCUGACCAUCCAGAUGUGCGUGAGGCAGCCAAGAGUGCCAUCCGGGAGAUGUAUGACUCUACAGCAAUCAUCUUUGGUUCAGAAGAUGACGUUGGCAAGCUACCUUUCUUCGGUCAUCUAAGCAGUACUUUCUGUCAUAGCUGCUACGAAGAAGAGUGGUUCACGAAGACUGGUGGUAGUUUGGGAAUCAACUACUUACUUACUGAGCUUGACUUUGGCGACACAUGGAUCACCUCCAAGCAAACCGAGUUCAUCCGUGCGCUCACCUACGUAGUCAAGGAUAUGCCCCAAGACCUCCCCGAGAAGACACGCUGCCUGGCUCAGACAAGUUUGGAGGUUCUGCUCAAGCGCAUCACGAAGGACAUCACCAAAGAGGAUGCGCUGCCAAUUGCGCAACAACCCGGCCAGCCACCGAACCCUCAACCUAAGCAACCUCGGCUUUCCCAGAUAUGCCAACAAUUCGGCAAUGAUCUGUACCACAUGAACAAGCAUGUUCGGGAGACCGCCAAACAUUCUCUCGAACUCAUUGCAAAGGCCGCAAACUGCGAAGUCUGGGAGCUGCUCGAAUCAUGCAAAGACAAGAUUUUGCAGCCUAUUUUCGCCAAGCCCUUGCGUGCGUUGCCGUUCAGUAUACAAAUUGGCUAUAUCAAUGCCAUGACAUACCACAUGAGUCUCAAGAACGAUUGGGUGCCUUUUGACGACAACCUGAACCGUCUUCUGAUGGAGUCUUUAGCCUUGGCUGAUGCAAGCGACGAGUCUCUUGCUAAUAAGCCUGCAGAGUUUCGUACGCAUGAGCACAUUGUCAAUCUUCGCGUAUCAUGCAUCAAGCUACUCACAACAGCUAUGACUUUUGAAGAAUUCUCCAAUCAACCCACGAAGACCAAGAUUCUUAGCGUUUUCUUUAAGUGUCUCUACUCUGAAUCACAGCCUACUAUUACUGCAGCAAAUGAUGCUUUGAAGUCAGUCUUGUCGGUAGAUAGGCGUCUACCUAAGGAGCUUCUACAGGGAGGUCUGCGGCCAGUGCUGCAGAGCCUUUCGGACCCGAAACGACUGAGAGCGCGCCUACUGGAACAGAUCGACUCAAUUGUUGAGCCCAGUGCCUUGCAGCAGAUAUCCUUUACCUUCUUCGACCAGCACCCUCAGAUGAAGAUCAUCACUGCUAUUCUGAAUAUCUUUCAUUUGCUCCCCGCACCUGCUGAAGCUUUUAAGGAAAGAUUGAUUGAUUGCUUCCUUGGCUUAGAAGAUAAGCUACGCCGAACCCAGCUCAGCCCAUUCCGUCUCCCUAUAUACAGAUACAUGAACCGAUAUCCAAAAGAAAUCUGGGCUUAUCUCUUUGGAAAAGUGGAAGAUCUUAAGUAUGGCCGACUGUUGGCUCAGGUUCUCCGCCAUCCUGACAGCCAUGCUCUGAGGGAGGUCGCGGUUGAAAACGUCGACGGUCUAGUUGCUCGGUGUAAUGAGCUGAUCAGCCAAGGCAAUGAGGCCAAGUUCAUUGCCAUGGUCAAUGCGAUUCAUAUUUUCGAGUCCCUCGGCCAUUUCCCCAGCUCCGAAAAGUGGAUGGACAAGAAGGAGCAUCUGGAUUGGCUGAAGAACAUCGGCAAGGAACUGGAGAUGCAUCUUCGACAGCAUACACUUCCAGCCCAUCUCCGAUUGCCGGCUUACCAAGCUGCGGAGCAACUCAUGACGCUUCUCGUCAGGUCACUCGAAAGGGCACCUAAAGAUUUGGAUCCCCUUUUCCAUCUGAUUGAAUGCGUCACCUCUGAUGAGCUUCGCAACACGCAGGAGCUGUUCUCGUUCAUCUACCAAAAAAUCAUUUGCAGUGAUGCGAUCGACUUUUGGAAGACGACAGUCCUUCGUUGCUUGGAUACGUAUGCUGGAAAGUCUGCAUCAAACAAGAUGAAGUAUUUCCUCUUGCAUUACAUAGUCAACCCGAUCGUUGCGAUGGAUGUCAUGCGAAACUUCAAGCAGCUCGAUCAAAACAGGAGCCCUCGACUGAUGGACAGAGCUGUCAUUGAUGCAGUGAGCAGCAAGAUCUGGAAGGUCCACCCAGAGAUGACGAUGGAUGAUCAAGCCCAGCCCGGCAUUGACCAUACUAGGUAUGAGGUCUUGCAGCUCUCUGCAAUGUUGGUCAAAUAUUACCACACACCGCUCCAAGAUGCGAGAAAAGAUAUCAUCAAGUUCGGUUGGACCUUCAUCCGCCUGGAGGAUGUUAUCAACAAACAUGCUGCCUAUGUAGUGAUUGGUUACUUCAUUGCACAUUACGAGACACCGCCAAAGAUCGUGACUCAGGUGUACCUAUCGCUCUUGAAGGCAAAUCAAAACGAGGGACGUGCCUUGGUCACUCAAGCACUCGAGCUUAUUGCGCCCAUGCUGCCAAAGCGUUGUGGAACCGGUCAGAACGAACGCAACGCACCUUGGGCUGUUGCGCCUCGCCGUAUUCUUGCCGAUGAGGGACAAAACGCUCAGCAGAUGACGAGCAUCUUCCACUUCCUCGUCAGGCAUCCAGACCUCUUUUACGAAGCUCGCGAUAAGUACAUCACUUUGAUGAUCAGCUCUCUGCGGAAGCUCGCCACCCCACAGAAUGCGUCUCACGAGUCCAAAAGACUAUGCCUCAACAUGAUGUGGCUGAUCUGGACCUGGGAAGAACGACGAGUCGAGGGGAAAUCACCUACUAAUGGAGCGAGAUCCUUUUCUCAAUCGCCCAACACAAAGAAGAGAAAACUGGAAGCCGAGCAAGUAGGCACCUCUCAGCCAACAGGGCGUGCUGAGUAUCAGAUCCCACCUCUUUUCCGAUUGAAGAUGAUUAAGUAUCUUGUUGAAUUCAUCGCGCAAUUGAAUGAGCGAUACGAGCUUCCUUCAGCCAAGCCCCGAGACCAGGUCGCAUCAUCAAUUCCUCCUGUUCCUCUAGCGUUGACCGACCUUUGCAAGAAGGCCAUGAAGCUGCUCUACAACUUGGUACAGCCUCAGUACUGGGGCGAUCUCGACCUCGAUCUGUUCCCUAAUGUCACCCAAGUCAUCCUGGCAAGCGAUCGAACACAGACCAUUCUUACUGCUGACCCUUCUGACAAGGAGAAGUUUGAUGAGAAGUUCCUGACCAAUAUUAUCAAUACUCUUCAGGUCGUUCGCAUCGUCCUCAAUUCCAAGUCGGAUGAGUGGAUUCAAAAGAGCAUGCCAGCUAUUCAGAAGGUCUUGGAGAAGUGUCUCAAGUCGGAAAACCCUGAAAUUCAGGAUUGUCUCCAUCUUUCUGAUAAGAAGUUUGAUGACAACCGUGAGCUCCGAUCAAUUGUGAAGCGCAUCUUGGACUCUGUCCCUGAUGAUACACCUAUGGAGGACGCGGAUGGCGAAGGCGAACCGGAGCAGCAGACAUCCGAGAUUGUUCUUUACUUGUCUCAGCUUGCGACAGAAGCCAUGAACAGUAACAACUAUACUUCGGGUGUCAACAUUCUUUGGUCUCUUGGCCAGCGGAAGCCGAAUGUUAUUGACCAACAUAUCCCUUCCUUGAUGAAGGCUCUUCAGUCUAAACAUGCUAGGGAGCAUGUGCAGCACUAUAACGCAGUCGCGAAUCAGGCAGCUGGAGUCAACAACAGGAAUCAGGACCCUAAUACGCCGAGUGGAGAAAUGACUGCCUAUGAUCUGGAGAUCCAGACUAAAAUUAUGAUCAAGGAAAUUCAGGUCGUAGCUUUGCAGAUGGAGGUUCUAGGUGAUGCUCGUCGGCCUUUCCUCAGCGUUCUUGCAACGUUAGUGGAAAAGUCCAUGUCAAUCGAGCUUUGCGAAGAGAUAUUGAACAUGGUUGAGGGAUGGGUAUUCCGAUCAGAAGGGACAUGGCCUACUCUUAAGGAGAAGACGGCCGUCCUCCACAAGAUGCUGUCCUUUGAACACCGACAAGACCCAACCAUGCUAUCCAAGUUCUUGGAUCUCGUCAUUCGCAUUUACGAGGAUCCCAAGAUCACCCGCACGGAACUCACAGUCCGCAUGGAACAUGCCUUCCUUAUUGGCACUCGCGCAGCGGAUGUCGAGAUGCGUAACCGCUUCAUGGCCAUUUUCGAUAAAAGCUUGUCGAAGUCGGCUAGUGCUCGCCUAUCCUAUGUUCUUACAUCCCAAAACUGGGACACCCUCUCCGACUCUUACUGGCUUGCCCAAGCCACUCAUCUGCUACUGGGUGCUGUGGAGACGAACGCCAGUAUCCAGCUUCACAAGUCUGACUUCAGGACGCUGCCAAUCUCACUCCUACUGACCAUCUUCACCAAGGAGAUGGAGGCUCGGGAACCUACUACCAUCAUUGAUGACAAGUUUGAGUCAUUCAUGGCUACUCACCGCCGAUUCAUGUUGGAGCUUGGUGACGUGAAGGUGAAGGAUGUGGUUGAGCCGUUGGUGCAGCUCCAACAUGUUGAUUCCCAACUUGCUCACAACCUUUGGGUAACCCUCUUCCCAAUUUACUGGUCGUCUGUUGCCAAGGAUGAUCGAGUUGACCUCGAGCGUGGGAUUGUGGCACUGCUCACUAAGGACUAUCACAGUCGACAAAUUGACAAGCGUCCCAACGUUAUUCAGUCGAUUCUUGACGGUGCUGCAAAGACCUGGCCUGAGUGUAAGAUCCCGCCGCAUGUCCUCAAAUACGAGGCGAAGACAUACGACGCUUGGUAUACUGCCCUGAUCCAACUUGAGAAUGCUGCUAUCAAGCCUCAAGUUGAGUCUGCCACGGUUCGCGAGAGUAAUCUUGAUGCCCUUGUCGAGUUGUACGCCGCUCUACAAGAAGACGACCUGUUCUAUGGUACUUGGAGGCGACGGUGCCAGUUCGUUGAAACCAACGCAGCCCUGUCAUACGAACAGAACGGCAUGUGGGAUAAGGCACAGAAGUUGUAUGAGAAUGCUCAGAUCAAGGCCAGGACAGGCGUGAUUCCAUUCUCCCAAGCCGAGUAUAUGCUUUGGGAGGAUCACUGGGUUCUCUGUGCACAGAAAUUGCAACAGUGGGAGAUUCUCCAGGAUUUUGCGAAGCACGAAAACUUCCAGGAUCUCCUUCUCGAGUGCGCUUGGCGAAACACAGAGAUGUGGCAAGAUGAGCAACACCGCGAGGCUUUGGAUAACAUUAUUAAGGGCGUCAUGGAUGCCCCUACACCUCGCAGGGCCUUCUUCCAGUCUUUUAUGUCGCUCCUCAAGUUCCACAAUCACCAGGAACCUAGCACUGAUUUCGCGCGCGUCUGCGAUGAGGCCAUCCAGCUCUCUAUCCGCAAGUGGCAUCAGCUGCCUGAGCGCUUGACCAACGCGCACGUUCCUCUCCUCCAGAACUUCCAGCAGUUGGUGGAGCUUCAUGAUGCUAGUGUCAUCUGUCAGAGUCUUGCUAACACUAAUCAAACAAACCUGGAUGUCAAGUCUGGCGAGCUUAAGCUGCUGCUGGGUGCUUGGCGUGAUCGACUUCCCAAUGUCUGGGAUGAUAUCACCGCUUGGCAAGAUCUUGUCACCUGGAGACAGCACAUCUUCAGUCUCAUCAAUCAAACGUAUCUGCAAUUGCUGCCUCAACAGGGCCAGCAAAACGCUGGUGGGGCCAGUUCCUUCGCUUACCGCGGUUAUCACGAGACUGCCUGGAUCAUUAACAGGUUUGCCCAUGUUGCACGCAAGCAUAACCUUCCUGAGGUUUGCAUCAACCAGCUGAGCCGCAUCUACACGCUGCCGAACAUCGAAAUUCAGGAAGCUUUCCUGAAGCUUCGUGAACAGGCCAAAUGCCAUUACGAAAAUCCCGAAGAGCUCUCUAGUGGUCUGGAUGUGAUUAAUAAUACGAACCUCAACUACUUCAGUCCAUCUCAAAAAGCCGAAUUUUACACACUCAAGGGCAUGUUCCUGGAGAAGCUUAAGCAAAAGGAAGAAGCCGAUUCGGCGUACGGUACAGCCUUGUACUUUGAUAUAGGUGCUGCAAAAGCCUGGGCUGAAUGGGGUUACUUCAACGAUCGCAAGUUUAAGGAAGACCCGACCGAUCUCAACGCGGCACGACAGGCACUCACCUCGUACUUGCAAGCCGCAGGAAGCUACAAAAAUGCCAAAUCUCGAAAGCUGCUGGCACGAAUCUUGUGGCUUCUCAGCUUGGAUGAUGCUAAGGGCACAAUAGCCUUGGGUUUUGAUGACUUUAAGGGCGAAACUCCCGUAUGGUAUUGGAUCACUUUCAUCCAACAGUUGAUUACGGGUCUCGGCCAUAAGGAAGCCCCUCGAGUUUUCCAGCUCCUGCUUAAGAUUGCCAAAUCUUACCCUCAGGCCCUGUACUUCCAGCUUCGAACAAACAGAGAGGAUCUUCUUGUCAUCAAGAAGAACCAGGAAGCUAGGGAUAGGACAGCAAGACAACGUGCGCAAUCAGUUGCAUCCAACGGAAAGGCGAGCGCGUCUCCUUCCAUGACCAAGCAGGAACCUCCCAGGCCUGGAACAGCAACUUCUCGACCUGGCACUGCGAAUGCGGCUGACGGUACGCCAGUCAAGGCUGAAGGUGAAGCCAACGGCAACGCUGCUGGUACUCCAGCACCUGCCAAUGGACAAACGCCUGAUCCCUCAAAGGCUGUACAGAAGGCUACGUCCCAACCUGGACAGGCAGGACAGCCUCAAAAGAAGCCCCCGUGGGAGUACACCGAAGAGGUCAUGUCUGUUCUCAAGACGGCUUUCCCUCUUCUAGCUCUCUCCAUGGAGACAAUGGUGGACCAGAUUCAGAAGAACUUCAAGUGCCCUCCUGACGAGGACGCCUACCGACUAAUCGUGGCCCUGCUCAAUGAUGCUCUGGCCUACGUCAGUAGAACACCGCCCUCUUUUGCCAAGAACGUCAAGCUUCCAGCAGCAACCGAGACCAAUAUCACUCGUUUUGCAGAAACGAUCUUGCCAAGCCACAUCAAGAAAUCGUUCGAGGCAGACUUUGUGACUGUUAAGCCCACUAUGUAUGAGUACAUCUACAAGCUGCGUCGCUGGCGAAACAAGUUUGAAGAGAAGCUGGAUCAUCGAGUGCCUCGAGCCUCACUCGAGAUGUUCUCUCCUCAUCUGAGCGAGUUCAGAUACGGAAAGUUUGACGAGGUUGAGAUUCCUGGCCAGUAUCUGCAGCACAAGGAUAAGAACCAGGACUUCAUCCGUAUCGAUCGAUUCCUGCCAAACAUAGAUCUCGUGCGGUCUAUUAGUGCUUCUUAUCGGCGUAUCAAGAUGCGUGGACAUGAUGGCAGCAUCCACAAAUGGGCCAUUCAGCACCCUGCAGCCCGUCACUGCCGACGAGAGGAGCGCAUCUUGCAGCUCUUCCGGUCGCUUAACCAGACAUUGGGCCGUAAGAAGGAGAGCCGACGUCGCGAUUUGCAGUUCACGAUACCCAUCAUGGUUCCUUUCGCACCACACAUCCGACUUGUACAGGAAGACACGUCCUACACCACACUGCAGGGAGUGUAUGAGGACCAUUGUCGAAACAUGGGCAUGUCGAAGGAUGACCCUGUUUUGUUUACUAUGGAGAAGCUUCGGGGUGCCCUUGAGAGCAAGAGCUCGAACAAGCCCGAACAGGCGGCGACAGCUCGAUUAGAGGUGUUCAACGCGAUCCAGGAGAAGUGGGUGCCAUCAACCGUGGCAAUCGAGUAUUUCCAGAAGGUUUUCCCACAGUUUGCUGAGUUCUGGCUGUUCCGUCGCCAGUUCUCGUAUCAGCUUGCGGCUUUGACGUUUAUCACGUACAUCAUGUACAUGCACAACCGAUACCCGCAAAAGAUCAACAUAUCCAGAUCCACGGGCAAGGUUUGGGGGUCUGAGAUGAUGUCAUAUAUGAGCGCCAACAAACCCUUCUUCCACAACCCGGAGCCGGUGCCAUUCCGACUCACGCCCAACCUCCAAACACUGAUGGGCCCACUUGCGACUGAGGGCAUCUUUGCAUGUUCGCUGAUGGCCAUUGCAAGAUGCCUGACGGAGCCCGAACACGAGCUGGAGCAUGCCUUGACGCUGCUUGUCCGCGACGAGAUGCUGUUCUGGUUCACUGGAAGCCAUAGGAAUGGUGUGAUUACAGAGAGUCAGCUCAGGGAUUCUGUGCAAGUCAACAGCGAAUCGAUUGUCAAGAGGGCAAUAAGCUUGGCCCACAGCCCUGUUGGCAACUUGCCCGCGAACCAGACGGUGAUUGAUGCGAUUGCCAAGGCGGUCAACCCUAUGAACCUGGCGCAGUGCGAUGCAUUGUGGAUGCCAUACCUGUAA